Linum tenue is the source of this 2175-nucleotide messenger RNA. NCBI's taxonomy places the organism in Eukaryota, Viridiplantae, Streptophyta, Magnoliopsida, Malpighiales, Linaceae. The record is from the annotation of a GenBank genome assembly.
AUGAGCCACCUUGAGAAACAUCUGUCUAAAAUGAAUAUCAAAACCUUCGUCGACACCCAGCUCAAAGUAACCCAGGACAUCGACAAGCUCCUCUCCAUCCUCAGAGGAACAGCGGUUUCGGUGGUGAUCUUCUCCAAAAACUUCGCCAAUUCGUCCUGGUGCCUUGAAGAAGUGGCCACCAUUGCCGAAAUCACUCAAAAAUUCGGGCACAAAACGCUGCCGGUUUUCUUCCGGGUGGAUUGGACCACCGUGGCCGGGGACGACGAUCAAUACGCUAAAACAAUUGCUGGUCUCUCAUUCGCCCAACAACGUAAGGAUGAAUGGAGGAAGGCUUUGACGGUAGUAGCUAGUAAGACCGGGCGUACCACUCAGGAGAUACGAAACGAGGCUAAAUUGGUUGAUGAGGUUGUGGCAGGAGUCCUUACGACUCUAGUAGCCAUGUCACCUACCAGGCAGUUCAAUAACUAUUUGGUUGGUAUGAAUUCACGGGUUGCGGAGGUCGUGCAACGGUUAGUCAUGAAGGAAAUGGAUACCGUUCGCAUUGUAGGGCUUUGCGGAAUGGGCGGUGUAGGGAAAACAACUGUUGCUCAAGCUUGCUACGACAACUUGAGAGAUUCUGCAGACGAAAAAGCCAACACCAAGUUCCAUUUUGUUAACAGGGUCGGACAAAAUGGUGUUAAUGAUCAAGACAGGGUUGAAGGGUUAGUGAGAGAACUCUAUUCAAAAUUGUUGUCCGAGGAUUCUCUCAGUCGUGAGGACUUGAAUAUAGAACAUCGAAGGGGCCGCCUUCUCAAGACAAGGGUGUUGGUUGUUCUUGACGAUGUGCACACUCCUUCACAAUUAGAUGAGUUGCUUUUACAGGACGCAUCGGACCCCAGAAAGUUGUUUGCUCCAGGGAGCAGAAUCAUCGUGACCACUAGAAAUCGAAAGGUGCUUGAGCAUGUUAAGGCAGAAAUACACAGUGUUGGUCCACUUGAUGUCAAUGAAUCUCUUCAACUUUUCAAACUGCAUGCUUUUUCACUAGGCUCUCCUGUUGUUGAUGAUGAUGAUUUGUCACACAAGGUUUUAUCAUACUGCAACGGCAACCCGUUGGCGCUUAGAGUUUUAGGGGGUGCAUUGUCAUAUAAAGACAGCAAGUAUUGGGAGAGUUUCGUUCUCAAACUGGGCAAAACUCAAGAAGCAGAAAUUCAUCAUGUCCUUCGGACAAGCUAUGAAGAGUUGAGAGAUGUUAAGGAUAGAAGAUUGUUUCUCGAUAUCGCUUGUUUCUUCUCUGGGCACUGGAGAUCUUUAUUGGUCAAGUAUAUGGAAACUGUUGAUGAAUCUGCAUAUAGUCGAGUAGAAGAUCUAAUUGGCAAGUCCUUUCUAGCCUCUGUGUUCGACCAGAGUGAGGGUGAGAUACUUGUUGUGCAUGAUUUGUUAAAAGAGAUGGCUUGGAACAUCGUCAACGAGGAAGAAGAUCUUGGAAGACGCAGCAGGCUGAACGAUCCAGCUGACAUUCACAACUUGCUGACCAAUUGGAAGGGGCAUAGAGCAACAGAAGGGAUCCGUUUAAACAUUUCCAAAGUUAAAAUGAUGAGUCUGAAAGCCAAUGCUUUUGAAGGGAUGAACUCUCUUCGAUGGCUUAACUUCUUCUUGCCGAAAGGCUUUGGAAGUCGGCAUAGGAAAACCAUUGUAUCAGAAGGUAUCCUUAACUCUCUUCCCAACGAGUUGAGGGGUCUACGAUGGGAUCAAUUCCCGUCAGCUUCGCUACCGGGUGGAUUUUCUCCCGACGAACUCGCCUACCUCGUUAUAAGCCAUUCUCCAAUUGUGACAUGUUGGGAACAGAAUCAGUGGCAGCCUAAACUUGAGAAAUUGAGUAUGCUAAGCCUCACUUCCUGUGAGAAUCUAACUGUAAUCCCAGACUUGCGGAACUCUGCAAAUCUCGAGCACCUUGUACUCGAGAAGUGCAAAUCUCUAGUGGAGGUACCUGACAGCAUUCAAUAUCUUGUCAAGUUGGUAAGGCUGGAGGUUAGAGAUUGUGAGAACAUCGAGCGUGUCCCGGACAGGCUGAACUCGAAGUUGCUCAAGCACCUAAUCCUGGCCAACUGUCCCAAGGUGACUGACACGCCAAAACACAACACCAAACUGCGACCAAGUGGAAUCGCAGUCCGGGAAUGCAGUAACAGGCAAGUUUAA